This is a messenger RNA of Nothobranchius furzeri (turquoise killifish), 4094 nucleotides long. RefSeq names its product calcium-independent phospholipase A2-gamma. Gene Ontology annotation, cellular component: membrane. Lineage: Eukaryota; Metazoa; Chordata; Actinopteri; Cyprinodontiformes; Nothobranchiidae. The record is from RefSeq and is a predicted model, not a curated record. Gene Ontology annotation, biological process: arachidonate metabolic process.
CCACGUGACUCUUGUUUUUCUUUCGCCUGUCCCUUCUCAUUCUGGAAAUUGUCAGGUCAUAACACCAAAUGUAGAGGAGCGGAGCUGCAGUUUUGUUGCUUUAACGCCUUCUGAGGAAAGAAGGUUGUAAGACAUUUAGCUGAAACGGAAACACACAGGCUGGUAUGACUUGUUAUGUUUUGUGAGGCCUUUAGGCUGCUUGUAUCGAGCUGUGUGCUAAGCUAGUUUGUACUGAGCAGGCAAGUCAAGCUUCUGACCGGUUCCGGUGUUUCUGCUGAAAGAGCGAGAUAAAUUAGCUUCCGUUGUAAUGACAAAAGAAACAUAGAUUUCUUUGGAUGCAUUGACUUCGUUGUCUUCUGAAACAGUAUGAAUCAUAGCUGGGCUCCAAACACUUGGCUGAAACUAGGUAGAGCAUCUUUUAUGUGGCAAACCCAGCCUGCAGUAUCACUUCCCAUGUCUGGUACCUUUCACUGUAGGAUCCAUGCCCAGCAGCCUGGCUCAUGCCCUGGUGGAUAUCUCAGCUUGAGGAGCUUCCUUCAUCCGAGGAUCAGAAGCAGAAAGUCAUGGAUCCUCAGAGCUAACAAUGUGAAACUUGGGCUCCACACCAGCUCCCUGUAUCUAAAGGCCUCAGCUUCACGCUGGUCUGCCGGGUUGAGUCAACACAUGUCACGAGUCAAGAGCACCCUGGACACGGUUUCUAAAGCUGUGAGUGGGACACACACAGACCUGCUGUCUAAAAUCUCCCGCCUCAGAUUGAAAAGUUUAAAAGCGAAGAAACAGACGGAGGUCAUUGCUGGGGACGAUGCAGUCGAGACAGCUGUUACCACCCUGCCUUCCACAUCUACGACACCUAAACCCAUAAUAGAAACUCCUGCUGCAUGUCCCGACUCUUCCUCCUCUGCUGCUGCUGUUCAUGCGUGUGCCAUUCCCUCCACUGCUCCUAAUGGUUCCAUCCAAGUGACCGUUCCUGCUACAGGUCUGUCUGUGACUGAAGAGAAGAACAUAAAGCUAAAACUUCUCGCUCUUGCAGUCAAAACUGGUUCUCCCAGAAAGUCUGAGGGGCUCCCGACGUCAACGUGUGACAAAGAGAGCAGGAGCAUAAUUCCCAAAGAUGUCCCUGCACUUUUCCAUCCCAGCACCUUUUCAGUCAACCUGGAUGAAACGUACUCCUCCCUAGCUCAUCACAUCAACUCCUAUUUCAGCAGCAGCACAAAAGCCCAGGACAAGAAAGGGGACAUCGUUGACUCCGCUUCCUUUCCGCACCAACAACACACAGACCUGUCUGACAAAACCAACCCAGAUGUUCCAGCUGCACAACCCUCCUCUAAGAUGAGUUUAGGACAGUACCUUUCCUACUCAGCUCCCACCGUGCAGGCGUUUGUUGGGAACUACAUCGACCCUCUUGUCCCCAAGUUCAGAGCCGGAGAGUCCAAAAGUGUGACGUUGGAUGAGAAGAUGCCUGAGGACAAGUCGGCCAAACAGGCUGAGGCCACAGUCAGUAAAGAGAUGGUGGCUGUAGAGGAAAAGGCCAAGAAACUUCUGCUCCAAAGGGAAAAGAUCAUUGCCAGAGUGAGUGUGGACAACCGGACCCGGGCUCUGGUCCAGGCGCUCCGCCGAGCGUCGGAUGUGAGGGUCUACAUCAGCAGGGUGGAGGACUUGAGCUACCACCUGUUGGAGUUUCCAGAGACUCAUGGUGUUGCCGUCAAGGAGCAGGUGGUCCCUUGCCUGCUGCGUCUGGAGCAGGCCAACGAUCCAGGUUUAAGGGCAGCAGUUAGAGAAGCUCUCACAUUAGUCGGUUACCAGAAACCCGUUAAAGGUCGAGGAGUACGGAUCUUGUCGAUAGAUGGAGGGGGUCUGAGGGGGCUUCUUGCUCUUCAGACGUUACACAAGCUGGAAGCUCUGACUGGCAAGCCCAUUUACCAGCUGUUUGACUAUAUUUGUGGUGUCAGCACAGGUGCUGUCAUAGGGUUCAUGCUAGGUCUGUUCCAAAUCCCGGUGACAGAGUGUGAUGAUCUCUACCGGAGGCUGGGCUCAGACAUCUUCAAACAGAACGUGAUCGUGGGAACCAUGAAGAUGAGCUGGAGUCACGCUUUCUACGACAGCGAAGCCUGGGAGAACAUCCUCAAAGAGAAAAUGGGCUCUCAGCUUUUGGUGGAGACUUCUAGAAACCCUGAAUGUCCCAAGGUGGCAGCGGUGAGCACCAUCGUGAACCGGGGCCUCCCUCUCAAGGCUUAUGUUUUUAGGAACUACAACCAGCUGCCUGGGGUGCGCUCACGCUACCUGGGGGGCUGCCAUCACCAGCUGUGGCAGGCCAUCCGUGCCACAUCAGCAGCUCCCGGGUAUUUCCAGGAGUUCAGACUGGGAAAUGAUCUCCACCAGGAUGGAGGCCUGCUGAUCAACAACCCAACAGCACUUGCCAUUCACGAGUGUAAGUGUUUGUGGCCCAACACGCCCCUGGAGUGUGUGGUCUCGCUCGGAACUGGUCGCUUCGAAACCACUGGCAAGAACAGCGCCACGUAUACAAGCCUCAGAACCAAGCUCACCAACGUCAUCAGCAGCGCCACAGACACUGAAGAGGUUCACGCCAUGCUCGACGCCUUCCUGCCUCGGGACACUUACUUCCGCUUCAACCCGUUUGUGAACGAAGACGUCUCCCUGGAUGAGAGCCGGCACGAAAAGCUCAACCUGCUGCAGGCCGAGGGCGUCCGCUACCUGGAGAGGAACGAGGAAAAACUAAACAAGGUUGCUCGCAUCCUCACUCAAGAGAAAAGCUCCGUCCAGAAGAUGUCUGAUUGGGCCAAGCUAAAGGCAGAUAUGUACAACGGUCUGUCCUCCAAGCUUUAGAUCCAGGAGGAGUCACAUCUCUUGCAUUCUUCUGUAGUUCUAAAUAAUUCAUGUUGCCACUAGUAUUGUGUCAAAGGUAAUGGUGGUUUUAGAACACUCUAACAAACGCUUGUUUUCCCUCACAAACACUCGGAUAACUUUAGUGUUGGCGUGCCAAAGCUUUGGCCCUUCCCAACUUUGGCAAGGAAGUGUAUCUGGUAACUAUUAGUGUGUAUGGGUGAUUCUAGCAAAGAUAACAUUUUAAAUGGCUUUUCAAUUGGAAAAUCUAAAGAUGAGGGCAAAUGAUCAUGUUGGCACAGGCAUCAAUAGGAAUUGUUCACAUUUUAGAGCAUUUUUCCCUCCUUCUUCCUUGCUGACAUGAGUAGAGUUGUACCAAGGGUCUAAAGUCUGUUUCAGCAGGAUUUGAGAAUAAAGAUUAAUACUGAUCUUUAAUAAUAUUUUUUUUACACGAUACACUGUUAAAUCACUGAACUCAACGUAACAAACAGCGUUUUUGUUAAAUGUGUUCAUCUUUAGGUACGUACCUUUGACGUGGUAAAAAUCUGCAUUUUUGUCUAAUCCAGGUGAAACUGAGGGGAUGUUGCUCAGUUGAUCUUGUUAAAAUUUGCACAUGAAAAAAGCAGCUACAGGUAAAUUGUACAUUUCUAAUGAAUAAAAUAACUAGAUGAAGACCCACUUCAGGGUUUGCAGUAUUAGAUGUGUAAUUUUAUUAUAAUUUUAAAAGUAAAGUAUGAUAUUUAAGAAGAAUUCAGACAGAGUUGAUCUGACAUGUUGCUUCAGACUUGGAUAUUUUUAAGUUCUGUUCUUUUAAACCUUUUGUUAUUUGGGUUUGCGGAUUUCCCCGAGGCCGUUUUCUGCUCUGUCUUCAGCUUUCUUUUGUCUUUUCUUUGAUGCCUUCACUCAGAAGCCUCCUUCACUUUUGCUGUUUCAGUUGUCACUCUCCUGCACUGUAAUGUUUGUUGAAAUGAUGCAGGUGCAUUGUUGAAGGAUGGUUUUUUAAAACGGAUUACCUUUCUUGUUGUCAACUUAUAGAAACAGUCUAUUUGCUGCUGAAAAUAGCACUGCAGACGUCCAUUUCCAGGCCUAACCGGGUUGAGUACUGUAUCCCCGACACAACGAUGUGCGAGUCUGUCCCAGAGGACUUGAAGUAAAAUGGUUACAGACCCAGAUUAAUGUAAUUCCACUGUUCUUCUGUUGGUCCUGUGUGAAGCCUGUUUGAGAAUGUCAUUAAAACGUUUCCUGAACCAUAA